Messenger RNA from Nilaparvata lugens (brown planthopper), 1511 nucleotides. RefSeq lists its product as uncharacterized. Lineage: Eukaryota; Metazoa; Arthropoda; Insecta; Hemiptera; Delphacidae. Gene Ontology annotation, molecular function: protein binding. The record is from RefSeq and is a predicted model, not a curated record. The transcript has 7 exons. The coding region runs from base 234 to 1469 and encodes 411 amino acids.
UUGUUGCAGUGUGAACUGGCUCUAAAUUCAAAGUGUGCUUUUAAAGCACAAGAAAUUGGAGUUUUUAAAAUUAAUACUUUGUAUAUGAUGCACAUGUUUAUGCUGUCAUGUGAAUAAAAACAACCAAAUCACUUGGUAACGAAAGAAAAAACAAACAAAACUUUAGAACAGUUUUACUAAUAUUAAUGAAAAUGUAAAAUUUUAAGUCUUUUUUGCAUAAUCAAAUCUAAGAGAUGUCAACUACAAUAGAAAAUUUACCAAUGGAGGUUUUGGAGCAAAUAUUAGGCAAUUUGGACUUACAAGAGCUUAGUGAAGUAAUCUGGAAAGUCGAGGACAGAUGGUUCCAGGCAGUUCACAACAUAAUUUGCAGAGGAUUCUGCGAUUUUGGUCCGGGAUUAAUGCAAAAGCUGGAAGAUGUGAAAUACAAACUCCUACACGCUCAAUCUGAUACAAGAUUUGAGGAUCAUGAAUUAGUAUUGGUAGCUGAGUAUUCUUUUCUGCAGAUUUUGAACUCUGAAUACAAAGUAAUCUACUCAAUAUUCUGGGACCACAGCAUGAACAGUAAUAAUACAGAACUGAUUUGCGAAGCAGGCGUUUGUCUAAAAGAAUUCAAAAAAUUGUUGGAUGGUUCCACGUUGGGUUUAUGGAAUUGGAGAGCGGAAAAUAUAACCACUGCACUGGACGAUCUGAGAAACAUGAACUCCAAAUUUAUUCACCAUUUCUUCUGUCAUAUUUGGAAUCCAAAAGAGGAAAAAAUCGGACCAUUGCUGCUUGGAAUUUUUGAUUGCUCGUUGAAUUCAAACUAUUUUAUUCGAAUUUCCCAUGAUGAGAAUCAAGUGAUCAGAGAUGCGCCAUGUCAUAUUUGCGGCCAUUAUGAAAUUCAAGACUCUGGUAAUACAUUAAGAAAUUUAUCUCCAGAUCUAUGGAGGAGAGCCAAAACUAGAAAUAUACGAAUUUUGAUCUGCAAUCUAUGUGAUACCAUCAGAUGGGGCAACUUAUUCUACAUGCUAAGGUUGAGAUGGGCGAGCAUGGAUAAUGCGCUGGCUGGUAGGAGACGCGAGAAAUUAAUGGAUUAUUUGAAUCAAUUUAUGAGCAAUUCAAUCGACCAGAAAAUUGAAUCCGAGCAAGGAUCAGAUGGAAAGACCAAGGUGAUCAAAAUUUUAGAGAAAAAUCCAGCAGCUAAUUCACAGGCAUCGCGACAAGGUCUAAGGUGUGAGUUCCAGUUAUGGUGUACUCUACCGCAAGCACCAACAUGCUACCUAGGCCGUCAAUACUGUCUGUCGUCUGACAGCCUCCCUGACAGUGAAGAGAGUACGACCUGUACAAGACCUUACCAUUUCAAAAUGGAACUCAAGUCAUGCUUAACGACCAUUGAUUCGUCAACUAUCGAAAAUACAAUAAUUUGGCUGGAAGAGACUGCGUUCAACAUAACUAUCAACCAACGUCGAGAAACUGUAACAACCACAUAAAAUGUUCAAGUAAAAAUUAAAUUGUGAUCAAUAGAUAUCUGA